AUGGCCGAUUCUUCAGGUUAGUGGGGAAAGCGUCAGGAAUCAAAGAACGGAAGGUUCUUUAUUUUCCAAAACUUUUGAGUCCUACUGCUCUGGUGCAUUUCCUGUUCAGAGGAUCAAGAAACACAAGCAACCCCUGUUCGCUCGGCGAUGACUUCUAAGCGUCACCUAGAGAGAGGUCCAGUCGGCGGGUUCGUUCAAGUCCUGCAAGACCCCGAAGACGCCGUUGCAGAGGCCCUUUCGAGACGUGUCUUCUGGUGAUUCUGACGGUUGCGUCGUUGCUUCAAAUCGCCGCUCUUCUCGUCGGAACUUCCUUGCAUACCGUUGGAUCAGUACUUAGUCUCCUCAUUGCCGUUUUUAUGUACGAGGUAGGUGUUUCCUGGUUCACUUUCCCGAGGAUAAAUUGUCAGUGGUUCAACGUGCACUUCAUGAGCAUGACAAGGACUCGUCGAGCCUGUUUCGACGUCGCCAACGUCCUGGAGACGUACCAGCCUCGCGCUCGCACUCACGGACACCUCUUCAUCGUUCGUUCAGCUUAUUCUUGAAAUCGCUUCUUUUCAGCCGGAUCCACCGACUCCGUGUGUCACCAUCGCCGAAGGAACCGAGAACCACGAGCAGUCGAAAGAGAGAACUGCGUUCACCAACGCCCGCGAUUCGGUCUUCUCUAUUUUCAUUAUUUAUUUUAUCUCGAGGACUACUUCUUCAGCAUUAUGAGAACAUGUACCAGAAGGCGAUGCAAAUGAACAAAGAAAUGGAAGCAGCUUCAAAGGUUGAACCACACCUGUUUGAAAAAACAACACGAUUUUCACAGGCAGCCGGUAGCGAAACUCUGGAUAGUGGUGCUGAAGACUUCAAACUGACGCCGGCGGACCCAGAAAAGGACAAGAAAGAGUACGACAGUAAGAAGAAGAAGGAGGUCGAAAAGUACAAGGCCGAGUCUUCCAAGCACCUCUCCUGCUGA
Molecule: messenger RNA, 958 nt
Organism: Caenorhabditis auriculariae
Lineage: Eukaryota; Metazoa; Nematoda; Chromadorea; Rhabditida; Rhabditidae
Source: the annotation of a GenBank genome assembly